Molecule: messenger RNA, 771 nt
Organism: Lobosporangium transversale
Lineage: Eukaryota; Fungi; Mortierellomycota; Mortierellomycetes; Mortierellales; Mortierellaceae
Exons: 2
Coding region: 71-619 (182 amino acids)
Cellular component (GO): mitochondrion
Source: RefSeq, a predicted model, not a curated record
AUGCGGUGAUCUUGAUUGAUUCAGUUCAUCUUUUUUAUAAAUACCUACUUCAACAAUCACAUUAUUCAUCAUGCUGCGUGCAUCACGUCCAGUGGCUCGCACUGUCUCUGCUGCUAUCAGCAGAGCUACUGCUUCCCCUUUGACCCAGGUUCGGGCUGCUCAUACUGCCCAUUCGAAUGGUCAUGCUGGUACCAGAGCCGACCCUGCUAUUCCUGGUGAUGAAACCGGCUUUUUGCCUGGUGACAAGAUCACUGGCGACACUCAGAUUGGAUCCUAUCCCAACUUGCCAAUGUACAACCAGCAAUGGCGUGAUGGAAGCAUCGCUUCCGGAUACUCGGAUCGUCAGGAUCGUCGCAACUUUGGUGAAACUGUCCCUGAGGAAGAUGAGAUGCUCAACAUCUUUUCUCCUGAUGUCUGGAUCUUCCCUGCCUCAUUGGGUGUGAAGCGCCUUUUGACUGCUGCCGCUGCUUUCAUAGGCUUUGGAUACCUUCUCAAGGAGACUUUGCCCGAGCCUCAUUUCGAACGCCGUACCUAUCCUCAUGAUGGCCUUCUGGACGCCCUUGGUAUUGAUGCUUCGGAUGAAGUCAUGGUUGCCAAGCGUGGUGCCCGUGCAGAAUAAAACAAAGUAAUAAAAAAGAAAAAGAAAAGAAAAGAAAAAAAAAAUUGAACGCCUUUCUACUUUCCUUACUCCUUCACUCCCCCACUCUUUCUCCCCCUCUUGAUUAAAUUACAUAAAAACAUCAACAAAUGAUGAUAAAGUGAAUAGAAGCA